Aspergillus melleus is the source of this 1107-nucleotide messenger RNA. Its product is annotated as isopenicillin N synthase family dioxygenase. The transcript has 3 exons. NCBI's taxonomy places the organism in Eukaryota, Fungi, Ascomycota, Eurotiomycetes, Eurotiales, Aspergillaceae. The coding region runs from base 1 to 1107 and encodes 368 amino acids. The record is from RefSeq and is a predicted model, not a curated record.
AUGGCUUCCUCGACCGACACAUUUACCGCCAUCCCAGUGCUAGACUAUAGACUGUCGACUUCGCCCGAGAGCAGGGCCACCUUCCUGGCGGAACUGCGCGAUGCGCUCAUCAACGUGGGGUUCUUCUAUCUUAUCAACACGCCGAUCGCGCCCGAGGUGCGAGACGCACUGGUAGAUCAAACGUUCAAGAUUUUCGAUCUGCCUCUGGAGAAGAAACUAGAAAUUGAGAUGGUCAAUAAUAAGCAUUUUUUGGGGUAUUCGCGACUGGGCGCAGAGCUCACGGCGAGGACGCCGGAUUAUCGCGAACAGUUCGACUUCGCCACCGAGUUACCUCCCCCUGGCCCAGACGAGCCUCUGUAUCACAACAUUCGAGGCCCUAACCAGUGGCCCGACGAAGCCGCCAUCCCUGGAUUCCGUCACGCCGUCGAGGCGUACCUGGCAGAGGUGGCCCCAGUAGCGGAUGAAUUCCAGGUCUUCAUCGCAGAGGCACUCGAUCUUCCUCCGACGGCUUUGCACCGGUACUUCGAAACCCCGUCGCAGCAGAAAAUGAAGCUGAUCAAGUAUCCGCCUCCGCCCGACUCGACGACCGAGUCAGAAACCCAAGGCGUGGGCGCCCACAAGGACUCGGAGUUCCUCACGUUCCUCCUGCAAGCCACGCCUCACGCCGGCCUGGAAGUCCAGAAUAAAGCCGGCGAAUGGAUCCCCGCGCCGCCGAUCGCUGACUCCCUGGUCGUCAAUAUCGGUCGCGCCCUGGAAGCUUUGACGGGCGGCGUUUGCACUGCCACCACGCACCGCGUAAGUCUAGCGUCCAGGAACUUUGUGAAUGCGCAGGGAGAGUCGCUCGGGCCGCGGUUCUCCAUCCCGGUAUUCCGGGGCAUGGGCUUGGAUCUGUCCGCCGAUAACGUCUCGCUGAAGAUCCCCGCGCACGUCAAGGAGUUGAUUAAAGACGAAAAGGUUCGGUCCGAUGCGGAGGCCACGUUCAACGUCAUGUUUCGGGGCAGGUUUGGCGAGGGUACCUUCAUUCAUCGGAUCAUGAGCCACCAGGACGUGGGGAGGAAAUGGUAUCCGGAGGUGCUGGCGAAGGCCUUGGGCGAGUACGAGAAAUAG